This is a messenger RNA of Wasmannia auropunctata (little fire ant), 2221 nucleotides long. RefSeq lists its product as uncharacterized. The transcript has a single exon. The record is from RefSeq and is a predicted model, not a curated record. The coding region runs from base 164 to 1243 and encodes 359 amino acids. NCBI's taxonomy places the organism in Eukaryota, Metazoa, Arthropoda, Insecta, Hymenoptera, Formicidae.
AGACGAUCACCCAUCUUACUCUAACGCCACACUACACGGCGAACAGCUGGCAUGUGUUCCGGCAGGUCAAAUAAAAGGAGCAAAAAUAACAAAGAAAUCCGAGCGAAGUAACGGUAAUUUGCCAGUGUCCUAAGUGCCAAAGACGGUUAGCAACGCGAGAAAAAUGGACGGUGAAAUUGAUGAAAUCUCGCGCGAGUUCGCGACCUUUGAGGACAUGCUUGCGGAGGAGGACCGACUCGUGCGCGAAUUGGAGAAACGGGCGCGGUAUACGAAAUAUGUAGACGCGUGUGCAAGACGCAUUAAAUUAAUGCGGGACUUAUUGAAACGCGUGCCGGUCUUACAAUUAGAUAAACAACAACAAUUAACAGCCGAGGAGGAUGACAGCUACCGUACCCGUCGGAUACUGGACAUUGAGCACAAUUACGCCAAGUACGUGACGCACAGGGUGUGCGUAGACGACAAUUUUGUUAUACGUGACGCGAGCGAAAAGGAGGCGUGCGAGGUGAACGUUUUAAUAACCGUGGAGGACAAAUUGCCGGAGACCGAUUUACGUAAACGCGCGUACCGCGUAUCGUAUGAUUUUGUCGACAAUAAGGUAACGCGUGCGACAAAAAUGCUCGACGAGCGUGACGAGCGGACGAUGAUUCAAACUGCAGAAAUAGAUCCAGAAGAGCCAAGCACGUCAAAUAUUAUAGUGGCUAAACAGUCGGCUGAAAAACCCGUGGAAAAUGAAAUUUUCGAGUCAGAAUCAAAUUCAGCGGAGGAGUACGAGCCCCGGCUAAGUAAGAAGAGACGCAAAUCGCCGGCACCAGUGGAACCAAUAAAGACGAAAAGGCAGUUGGCGGCGCGGCGGCGGUCAAAGGACGCACAGGGGCGAUUCAUCAAGGAGAGAAGCGCAACACCGCAAGAAGGAGCAGCGGAGGAUGGUCCGGCAACAGCCGCAAACCCAAGAGUAUCCGACAAUUUACGUAUGUUAAAUUUCAACCGAGAGUUGAAAAUUCAUUUGGUGAGGUGCGUGCGACCGUCCUCCGUAGAUGGGACGGCUGCUGCCGUAUUGCCGUCAAAAAUAACGAAGCCAAUGUCCAGGAUGACUGAGAUUUCUAAGAGCGACAACUUGGACCUAAGGACCGUGGAAAUACCGAAAGCAAUCUUAGCUGAAAUUCUAGCGAGCCAAAUAUCAUUGCAACCUAUGGAGAUAAAGAAUGAACCAAUUGAAACGCAACAGAGCGCAGAGAUGGAAUAACGAGCACACGAAAUGGAGAACAGUAACGUGACUGGUACGAAAGAAAGAGUGAAUGGUGUGAAAACACUAGGAUUAUUGGUUUAUUUAAUAGAUUAAUGUUUUAAUUUUCAUUUUCUUUUGCAUUUAUGAUCUGAAUAAAUAUAUUGAAGAUGUCAGACUGUUAAAAUACGACUACAAUUCUCAUGUAUUUGGCAAAGAGCAAUUUUAGAUUUGAUGUAAACGAAGAAAUUUCGUAGAUUUUGUUUUAUUUUGUAUUUAGCAUCCUAUUUUUGUUUUUAGAAAAGAGGAAUCUUAUUUUGAAUUAAAUUGUAAUUAUUAUUUUAUUUUGAGUUAUGCGCUGAAAAAUCAUACAAAGAGUUUGAUGAAACUUUCUUGAAAAUGUAAUAAUAUAAAAAUAAAAUAAAAAUAGAAGAAUGAUAAUAAUAUAAAUUUUUUCCUUUCACUUUUCUUAAAAAAGCCAUUCGAGCAAAGUUUAUUUAAAAAAAUUAAUGAAAUGAAAAUUUUUGUUAUCAAUAAUGGUUCACUGAGGACUAUGAAUAAAUUAGAAAAGUUUCGCAAAAAAUAUAAGAAUUUUUAGAAUAGAAUUCGCUUGAACGACGACGAAGUAAGAUUCCGAAGACGAUCUGUAGAUUUACAUGCGAGCCUCGUGCUCUAACGCUCCCUGAAGAAGUAGAGGUAAACUAUAUAGCAACAUUUACUCUUCUGCACCGCAGAUAUACAAUUUGUGAUGCGUGUCCAUGCUACAUACACCUUCUGAGAUGGAUGGGACUUUAUUCUCGAAAAAUUGCGCAUUUGAAAUCAUGACCUCUCUCAGAUUACGAAUAUUUCCGGUGAGUAAUACAGUCUUCGACUGUGUUCCGUAUCAUGUAUAUUGUAUGAUUCUAUUCCAUACUGUAUGUAUGUACAAAAUAUAAUUGUGUAAUUAUAAUAAUAAUAAAGUUAUCUUAGAUAUUUAUGAAGGAAGCCUCAAAGUAUAAA